GCAAAAGAUAUUUUGUGAUACCAGGAAAUAGGUAGAAGUCUCUAUUUUUAAUCUUGUCUUGUACCUCUUAGCAGGUUCUUGCCAUGGGUGACAAGGGAGCAGGCAACCAUUCAGAUGUAACUGACUUCAUUCUUGUAGGCUUCAGGGUCCGUCCAGAGCUCCACAUUCUCCUCUUCCUCCUAUUCCUGCUUGUCUAUGGCAUGGUCCUUUUGGGGAACAUUAGUAUGAUUGGCAUCAUUGUGACUGACUCCCAGCUGAACACACCAAUGUAUUUCUUUCUAGGCAAUCUCUCCUUCAUUGACCUCUUCUACUCCACUGUUAUUGCACCUAAGGCCAUGGUCAACUUCAUGUCUGAGAAAAAGACCGUCUCUUUUGUAGGGUGUGCUGCCCAGUUCUUCUUUUUUGCACUCUUCAUUGUAACAGAAGGGUUUGUCCUGGCGGCCAUGGCCUAUGACCGCUUCAUUGCCAUCUGCAAUCCUCUUCUUUACAGUGUCCAUAUGUCAAGACGCCUUUGCACUCAGCUGGUGGCUGGUUCCUAUUUCUGCGGUUGGGUCAGUUCCAUCCUCCAAGUCAGCAUUACAUUCUCAGUGUCUUUCUGUGCCUCCCGAGUCAUUGAUCACUUCUUCUGUGAUUCUUACCAAAUUGAGAAGAUCUCCUGUUCUAAUCUCUUUGUCAAUAAGAUGGUAUCUCUUAGUUUGGCUGCCUGCAUUAUUUUGCCCACAGUAGUUGUUAUUGUAGUAUCUUACAUGUAUAUUGUAACCACAGUCUUGAAGAUCCCCUCCAGUGAAGGCAGAAAGAAAGCCUUCUCCACUUGCAGCUCCCAUCUGGGCGUGGUAAGCUUGCUUUAUGGGACUGUCUCCUUUAUGUAUCUCACACCUCCAAGCAAUCCUGAACUUCGUAAAGUGGUUUCAGUAUUUUACAUAUUGGUUACACCCAUGCUAAACCCUCUGAUUUAUUCUCUAAGAAACAAAGAUGUCAAACAAGCUUUGAGAAAAAUCUUAUGGAAGAAAAAAGCUUUAUCCUAA
This is a messenger RNA of Bubalus bubalis (water buffalo), 1025 nucleotides long. RefSeq names its product olfactory receptor 9K2-like. Bases 84 to 1025 code for a protein of 313 amino acids. Gene Ontology annotation, molecular function: G protein-coupled receptor activity; olfactory receptor activity; odorant binding. The transcript has a single exon. Lineage: Eukaryota; Metazoa; Chordata; Mammalia; Artiodactyla; Bovidae. Gene Ontology annotation, cellular component: membrane. The record is from RefSeq and is a predicted model, not a curated record. Gene Ontology annotation, biological process: G protein-coupled receptor signaling pathway; sensory perception of smell.